AUGGCCCUUGCCCGCAUCAGCCAUAUCGUGUUUGCCCUCGCUGUCUGUGCCCUGCUGUGCCUCCAGAUUGUGGCUGCACAGGGCACCAUGGAAACGGACAGCAACGGCCUUCCACUUCCCCCAGAUGCUGCCGGUGCUGCUGUGCAGCCGUGGGUGGCGGUGGGCGCCGCCUUCCUUGCGUGCGCUGCGGCGCUGCUUUAA
Molecule: messenger RNA, 201 nt
Organism: Trypanosoma grayi
Lineage: Eukaryota; Euglenozoa; Kinetoplastea; Trypanosomatida; Trypanosomatidae
Exons: 1
Coding region: 1-201 (66 amino acids)
Source: RefSeq, a predicted model, not a curated record